AUGCCCGGAAUGGAUGUUGAGCAGGGGCAUCACCCUCCCAAAACACCCUUCGCCACGACCUACCGCAGCACGGACUACAACACGCUCUCUCUUCCCUACACGCCUCUUCCCUACACGCACCUCAGCCGCAGCCCUUCCAAGGUAUCUUUGCCGCCCGACUAUUCUCCAUCCACACCUCGGUCUCCUCUUCUCCAUAGGCGUACCUCUGACUUCUCCGUGAGCAGUAGAGGGUCCCGCCGUAGGAAAGCGCCGCCCAUUCACUACUUGCCUGCCCUCAUUGCCGUCAUCCUGUUCACGGUUACCGUCGCCGCCUGGUCUCUCUCCAAGGUGCCAUGCGGUAUUCCUCAUCUGUGCAGCGAGAGCUUCAGUGACGUUCUGGCCAGGAACACUGGCACAUAUGCCCCGUUCCGAGAACAACGCUACCAGAGCCCUCCCGCAACGUGCAAGCUGCACCGUCACACCGCCAGGUAUCCCACAGAGUCCGCCGCCAAACGCCUGAAGAAGACUCUCGCAAAGAUCGCUGCACGACAAGUCAAAUACCCCGAUCACCGCGAGUUGGGUUUCCUCCCCGGUGCCAAUCUUGACCUCGAGGGGUGGGAUAUGGGCGAACUGACCGACCAAGGUCGCUGGGACGCUAUCCCUUCAAACUGUUCACUCGCAGCACGGAUAGUGGCCGCGUUCUUGAGACUGGGCAGUACUGGCUUCAGGGAUACAACGGUAUCAAGUUUGGCUCGAACAAGACGCAUAGUCCUGAUGUUAUCAUCGAGGAAGGCCCGCAACAACACUCUGUCGGUGCAUAACUGCCGCGGGUUCAUGUCAGCCGACCCGCCUUUCGGGACUGAUGAGAGGGAAGUAUUGUUGCCCAUCCUGAAGUCUGCCGCCAGGCGUCUGAAUGGAAUUCUCCAACCCCAUCCUCCUCUCACACCGCUCGAUGUCGUCCACCUCGGGCAUAUGUGCGGCUACGACAGCGCUGCAGCCCCUCGUUGGAGAGGCUGGAGCAGUUGGUGUAACAUGCUGAAGCGCUCCGAGUGGGAGGCAGUCGGACACAUCGCCGACGCAGAGAGGUGGUACAGUGUCGGGGAAGGCAGUACCAUGGGCGCAGGAUACGUGAACGAACUGCUGGCACGUUUGUUCGACCGAGCGCCUGAAGACUCCACCACUACAAACCACACGCUGAACGACAACGCGGAAACCUUUCCACGGGGCGGACACCGGCUUUUUGUCCUCGACGCGUUCCACGAAGCUCAGGCGUGGAGCACCGAGCACGUCAACUGGGCCAAAUGCCUCUAG
Molecule: messenger RNA, 1290 nt
Organism: Trichosporon asahii var. asahii CBS 2479
Lineage: Eukaryota; Fungi; Basidiomycota; Tremellomycetes; Trichosporonales; Trichosporonaceae
Exons: 6
Coding region: 1-1290 (429 amino acids)
Molecular function (GO): acid phosphatase activity
Source: RefSeq, a predicted model, not a curated record